AUGGCGCCUUUUGUUGAAGCCUGUAGGUAUAAACCUGUACCACUCUCAUUGAGCUCUCUCUGUUCAUGUCCUUGCCGUUCCUCGUCAACAAAACCUCUAAUUCUUCCCCAUUCCUCUCCAAACUAUUCGAACUUGCGUCUCGUCGAUUCCAAAUCACCGUCUCAUUCUCGGAUUUCUGUUAACCGGCGCGUUAUCGCUGCCGUUGCUCGAGCUGAAUCAGAUCAGCUUGGCGAUGAUAGCAAUUCAAAGGAGGAAGAAGACAGAGAUCAGGAACUGCAAAAUGUGGAGGAAGAUUCGAGUUUUGAUGAACAGAAGCGAAAUUCAAAAAGCCAGUUUAAGAAAAGAGUAGUUUUUGGUCUAGGAAUCGGAUUCUCUGUAGGAGGUGUUGUGUUAGCAGGAGGAUGGAUUUUCACAGUAGCAUUAGCAGCUGCUGUUCUUCUAAGCGCCAGAGAAUAUUUCGAGUUAGUGAGAAGUAAAGGGAUUGCUCAAGGAAUGACACCUCCUCCAAGAUAUCUAUCUAGAGUCUGCUCUGUUAUAUGUGCUCUCAUGCCAUUACUUACAUUGUACUUUGGUCAUAUAGAUAUCUCGGUGACAUCAGGGAGAACCUAUUAA
Molecule: messenger RNA, 612 nt
Organism: Microthlaspi erraticum
Lineage: Eukaryota; Viridiplantae; Streptophyta; Magnoliopsida; Brassicales; Brassicaceae
Source: the annotation of a GenBank genome assembly